CAUCAGAAGAGCAAGCGGACGGACGGCGUGACUCUGUGGCGGCGCCCCAAUCAACUGCCUCCCAAAAUCAUCAGUGACGUUUACAGAACAACCUGCGACAUCUCGACCCACAACCCCAUCACAUCUUGCGCUGAACAAACUGGACAAACGAUAAAGAUGUCAGCGACGUUCCACUCCCUCUUCCACUCCGCCCGCGAAUACCUCAACCCGCUCCUCAAAUCCUCCAAAUUCAAGGAAACCGGCGUCCUAACCCCAGAGGAGUUCGUCCUCGCCGGCGAUUUCCUCGUCUACAAAUGUCCAACCUGGUCUUGGGCGGCCGGCGAACAGACAAAGAGGCGCGAGUACCUCCCAGCAGAUAAACAGUAUCUUAUCACGCGGAAUGUGCCUUGCUUGCAGAGGAUCAAGGAGUAUGGCGCGGCAGGCGAUCAGGAUGGUGGGGAGAUGACCGUCGAGGACGGGGAGGACGGGGGUGGGUGGGUCGCGACGCAUAAGGAUAGGGAGGUGCGGAGGACUGGUGAUGGGGAGCUCAUAGCAGAUAUCAGUGACGAUGAGGAGGAUGGUGCAGUUGAUGCAGUGGAGCACAUCAGUUCUGGGCUGCAGGCGACAGAUAUCAACGGCCAUGGGAAUGCUGAUUUGGGACAUGCGGGACAUGAACGAUCAAGCGUUGACGCAGGUGCCGAUGAUGACCAGCCAGAUUUCGAUGACAUUCCGGAUAUGGACGAUGAGGAUGAGUUGGCCGGUGGAGUGGUGGAAGAGGAAGACCCAGCGGCGUUGCCGACGCCGCCAAAACCAUCGGCCUCGCAUGAUGACAAAGUCCUGAAAACGAGAACAUACGACGUCUCAAUAACCUACGAUAAAUACUACCAAACCCCGCGCGUCUGGCUCUUCGGCUACUCCGAGCACCGCCACCCGCUCACCACCUCCCAAAUCUUCGAAGACAUCUCCGAAGACCACGCCCAAAAAACCGUCACGAUCGAGCCCCACCCACACGAAAACGUCUCCAUGGCGUCCAUCCACCCCUGCAAGCACGCGAAUGUGAUGAAGAAGAUUAUUGAUCAGAUGAUGGAGGCGGGGGGAGACGAGGGGAGGGAGUUGAGGGUGGAUCAAUAUUUGUUGCUGUUUUUAAAGUUUGUGGCGAGUGUUUUGCCGACUAUUGAGUAUGAUUAUACGACAUCCAUGGAUUUGUGAAGUCGAUAGACCGUAGUCGAAAGCGCGUUGAAGAGCGCGACUCAUCUGUACGUAGUUAACGUUAGACAACCAAUUAGCUGUAUCUAGUCUGCGCUCCGCGUAGAAUACACGGCUGCGCAGGUGUUUUCAAAACACCUGCCGUCGCAAUCUGAAGGUUGCCACGAUAGGGAAAGAAAGGAGAUGGUUUGAAGAAACCGGCGGCGUUGCGUUCUUCCCCAUCCGAUCCGUGCAGACACCCAAAGGCACACUUACAAAAAGCACAAGUGAAAACGAGACUCUAUGAUUCAGAUUAUUAAUACAAGAAACGGAAACU
Fimicolochytrium jonesii is the source of this 1501-nucleotide messenger RNA. RefSeq names its product autophagocytosis protein. NCBI's taxonomy places the organism in Eukaryota, Fungi, Chytridiomycota, Chytridiomycetes, Spizellomycetales, Powellomycetaceae. The record is from RefSeq and is a predicted model, not a curated record. Bases 157 to 1188 code for a protein of 343 amino acids. Gene Ontology annotation, cellular component: cytosol; cytoplasmic ubiquitin ligase complex. Gene Ontology annotation, biological process: autophagosome assembly; autophagy of mitochondrion; nucleophagy. Gene Ontology annotation, molecular function: Atg8-family ligase activity. The transcript has 3 exons.